Messenger RNA from Diuraphis noxia (Russian wheat aphid), 612 nucleotides. RefSeq lists its product as uncharacterized. NCBI's taxonomy places the organism in Eukaryota, Metazoa, Arthropoda, Insecta, Hemiptera, Aphididae. The record is from RefSeq and is a predicted model, not a curated record. Gene Ontology annotation, molecular function: protein binding.
CGAAUUAAUUAUGAAUGUAUCAUACAUUUUUUAAAUAGUUUAACUAACUCCAAUGUUAACCAAGAAGUAUUGGACAAUUUAAGCAAGUAUCUAAAAAUGGAAGAAUGCCUUGUUAAAGAACUAGUACUUGACAGAAUUAAUCUGUCAAAUUUAAAUUAUUUAUGUUGUUUAACACCAGAUACCAAAGUGAACAAAGUAUGGCUGAGAUUUUGUCAACUUAAAGAUAAAGGAGUUAACURUCUUAUGGAUAUUUUGAAUGAGACAAGUAGAAAUACAAAAUUGAAUACAUUGUACUUAGAUUGCAAUAGUAUAACAUGCAAAGGAGCAUUAGAAAUAGCACAGGUUUUAAGAACCAAUAGAACAUUAAAAUCACUUUCAUUGGCAAAAAAUUUGAUUAAGGAUGAAGGGGCAUUUGCUUUAAUGAGUGUUUUAUCAACAUUUCAACUCAAUGAUUAUGAAACCAAUUGGAAAUCUAAGCAAGAACAACAAAGAAAUAGGCUAGUAGAAUAUUUGGUAAGUUUUAAUAGUUUUAAUAGUUUAUACAGUGGACAUUUUCAAUCAAAUUUAUCUACUUUAUUACUUAACAAAUUUGUGGAUAAUACUAGUUCAUAG